Molecule: messenger RNA, 5889 nt
Organism: Rhea pennata
Lineage: Eukaryota; Metazoa; Chordata; Aves; Rheiformes; Rheidae
Gene: RNF166
Product: ring finger protein 166
Exons: 6
Coding region: 3-737 (244 amino acids)
Biological process (GO): ubiquitin-dependent protein catabolic process; protein polyubiquitination
Molecular function (GO): ubiquitin protein ligase activity
Source: RefSeq, a predicted model, not a curated record
CCAUGUUCCGCAGCCUGCUGGUGGCGGCGGCGGCGCAGCGGCCGCAGGCCCCGGGCGGGUCCCCCCGGCCGCCGCCGCCCGCCGGCCCCGCCGCCGAGGCGCUGGAGGCGCAGUUCAGCUGCCCCAUCUGCCUGGAGGUCUAUCACCGCGCCGUCGGCAUCGCGGGCUGCGGCCACACGUUUUGUGGAGAGUGCCUGCAGCCCUGCCUCCAAGUGCCCUCUCCACUGUGCCCGCUCUGCCGCAUGCCCUUCGACCCCAAGAAGGUAGAGAAGGCCUCCAAUGUGGAGAAACAGCUGUCGUCCUACAAGGCUCCUUGCAGAGGCUGCAGCAAGAAGGUAACCCUAGCAAAAAUGCGCUCUCACAUCUCAUCCUGUGCGAAGGUACAAGAGCAGAUGGCCAACUGCCCGAAGUUCGUCCCUGUCGUCCCCACAUCCCAGCCCAUCCCCAGCAAUAUUCCCAAUCGCUCAACGUUCGUGUGUCCAUACUGUGGGGCCCGGAACUUGGACCAGCAGGAGCUAGUCAAGCACUGCAUGGAGAAUCACCGCAAUGACCCCAACAAAGUGGUGUGCCCAGUCUGCUCAGCCAUGCCCUGGGGUGACCCGAGCUACAAGAGCGCCAACUUCCUGCAGCAUCUCCUCCACAGGCACAAGUUCUCCUAUGACACCUUUGUGGACUAUAAUAUCGAUGAGGAAGCAGCGUUGCAGGCUGCCCUGGCACUGUCCCUCUCCGAGAACUGAAGGUGACUGCGGAGCAUCGGUUCAGACCCCUCUCUCAUAUCUCUUCUCCUCUUGCACACUCAGCCUUCCUGCUGAGGAGGUACGGAGCUCCUUGGCCUCUCGGCACCCCCAGAGACCCACCACCUCUCUUCCAACUUCUUUCUGGGCUGAUCCCACCUUGUUUAAGAAGGUGGAGUCUCUUUAGCAUCACACUGGACUGGUUGGUGAGUGAGCAGAGACAUUCCCUGUUGGGAGCAGAGUGAUGUCUGUGCCGGAGGACUGGGAUUGUUCCUCAGUUGGGCGUUUCAUAUCCAUAUACGGAGUAUAUACCUGUAUCCAGAUCUAUUUAUUAUUAGAUGCUUUUUGGCACCAUUCGUCUUCAUGCUCUUUGUUGCAAUUUAAUAGGUAUGUAAAACUAUGAUGCAUUUUAUGCAAAAAUGCGCUAGUUUUAAACUGGAAUCAUCCAUGUUCUUUUAAAAAAAGGAAGAAAACAGCAUGGAGCCUUUUUUAAACCCCACGUGGCUAUUUCUGGAGAUACUGGUCUGUUCUGUCCCCCACGCUGUGGGCAAGAGCUGCCUUGUUUUCCUGCUACUGCACAGGCAAGGCCAAAAACAGACUGGGCUAAAUCCCGAAGCAAGACUGUUGCCCUCGUGCACUGUGACGCCAGAGGGUUCAGAAGAGUCUGCAGGGAGCCAUGGACUGUCCUGGCAUCCAGCAUUCAGUGAAACUCUUACCUUUCUCAUUUUGUACUAGCUCUUGUGAUACUAGGAGUUCUUGCAUUUUUCUACAUUAAUCGGUGUGAUACCUUUUCCACGUUUUAUAGAGCAGGAACAGAAGCUAUUACUCUUCACACUGCAAUAUCUGUGACUGGGGACAAGAGUAUUUUUAUGGAACAUUAUUAAGAAAGUAUAUUUUUUAAAAAAACAAACAAACAUGCUGUGGAUUUGCAAUUGGCUGGGAGGGAGAUGUUGGACCCUGGACCUGUGGGUGGGGCUCUGCCUGGGCAAUGGGAAGUGCAUGGGUUUCCUGUUUUGUUAUUUCUGGGCUGUUCUGUUUCUCCGUUAGUUUGUUUCUUUGUACGUGAGUGAUGUUGCAGGAGAGACCAGGUUAGAGCAGCACCUUGUGGGCAGAGCUUGUUGGCUGGAGAAGCAAAUCAGAAACACAGCUAGGCCAUUGGGUCCCUUUUGGGAAGAGAAUUGUACAGUAAGGUACGAGCAGUGUGCCGAGUGGCUCAGAGGGCUGCCUUGUUUGGGGGGGAAAGCAGCCCUUUGUGCUCUCCAAGAGCUGGUCUGCUGGCUGCGAUCUCCGGGCCAUUAACCCUCUCCAGUGUGUGUGGCCAGGCUCUUUGUGUUCUUGCCAAGUGGGAUGACUGGAGCAACUCUCGCUCAGCUGGCUUUAGCAGUGCUUUCUGCUGUAAAUGCAGGCCUAAUGUUGAUGGAUGGGUUUCCCUCCCCUACCUGAAGUUUGAUCUCUCAAAUGCUUGUAGUUAAACGAUGAGCUAUGGUGUUUGAGCAUAGAGCCAAGAGCAGGGGGUCCAGCCUGCAGUGGUAGGCUUGUGAAAACUCUGCCAGGAAAUGCCCAGGUUUGAUUUUCCUCCAUCUGGGACAGUUGGGAAUCCACAGAAAACCUGCCACGCUCCUGUAACUUCUUGGCAAAAGAGAUCUAGCGUGGCACUAGAAGGAGGAUUUCACUGUGAGACUUCGUAUGCCAGAUUCCUAACACAGCAAGCAGCAUUAACAUCUCUGUAGGCAGAGCUGCUCUGUGGUGGGAGCAGGUGCCUGGUGCUAGAUGUGGCUGUGGGCAGGAGCACACAGAUGGCAGGUGUAAUCCACAGUGGCAGUUUCUGUCUGCAGUGUGCAACCAACCAAGCAGGUGGAUUAGUUCCAGGCAGCUGACAGGCAGUGCAGAGCGGCUGGGUUGUGUCCAGGUGAUGUGUGGCGGGGAGGGACAUCUGUAUGUGCUCUCUGUGCUAGAAUCCCAACCCUGAUGCAGAGCAUCUUGUCCCCCCUCCAAAACACAGGACUGCAUCUCCCUCCCCCAGGAUUCUCUGGGAAUAAGGCACACCUGGGCAGAUGCUGAUCCGAGAGAUACUCCUCCGAAGCAAGCGCUGUGUCUGCCUGCUGCCCUCAUGUGAUGUGGUGCCCUGGUCCGAGGUGGAAGGGACAGCUUUCUUCUGCUUGCUCUCAAGCUCCUGCCCUUGUGAUGCAGUGGGAUGGCCACAGUGUUUUGCCCUUGCACUAGUUCGGGUUGCACUGCAGGACUUACGGAAGAGGCCGUGCCUCUUCCCCAUGCGUGGCCCCUUCUGUCGUUCUCACCCUGGCUGUGCUGCAGCCUGCCCAGGCCAGCUGACCUGUGUUGCACAUCAUCCCUUUGCUCUUGGUACGUGCUGCUGGUUGCUUCCAGUCUGCUCAACUGGGUGCAAGUGGUAGGGAGAUCUGUUGCCAGCCUCUGAGCCAGCUGCUGCUGUCCUCAGCACAAUGGAGCGAUCCCCACGUGCAGCAAAAAUCACUUCCCAUCUAAAGAGAUGUCACUGGAGCCAUGUGCUGGGGCCCUGCCCUCCUUUGGGGUCACGCAAGAUCAGCACAAGCCUCGCAGUCAAUUAACUGCAGCGAGGUGAUGGUGCAUGAAGUCUGCAGACCCGCUGAUUCAGCACUAAACUUGCAGCCAAGUUGACGUCUCAUUCAUACAGGGGUUUGCGGAGAGGGGGUGGGAAAAUGGGCAGCAGCCCCUCGCUGUGCACUGCCGGGGUGUCACGGGAUACAGGCCGGGAGGCACAACUCCGCUCGAGAGCGGACCUGGUAGAAGUUGCACCGGUUUGUGUAGAGGUCAGUAUUGACCUCGUCUUCCCACCAGCUCUGCCUCUGUUUGGAGAUUAAUCAAGGGACCUGUAAAGGUCAGAACUAUCUGGGCAGCUAUGCCAGAGCUUGCGCGGUACGCCUGGUCCCUUGGCAGUGCCAGUUCAGUUGAUGCUAUAGAGAAGAGCAGAAGUGGAGUGUCACCUGGGCUGCUGGGUGACAAAUGUGUCUGGUGUCAGAUCUGUGACAUCAGUGCAGUUACCAGGCACAGAGCGACAUCGCAGGGAAACCCUGCUCCCCUCGCCUGCUUCGCCCUGCCCAGUUCUGCAUGUCGCCUGGUAUGUCCCUGCAGGCGGGGAGCUGGGGACGUGCUGUGCCCUGUCAGGGGAGGGGACCCAGAUGCUGGCUGCGUCCCACUGUGCAGGUCCCUGCAGGGGGAGCAGCGGCCACGCACAUCGUGGAGGCUGUGAUUUAUCAGAGGUGCCCAAAGGAGAGGGUGACUCGUGUAGGUGUCCGGUGCUGUCAGCGCUCCUGGGGUCUGCUCAGCCAUGGUUGCUGCUGCUGGGGCCUCACCAGGCAGUGGGUCCCGGCAGGAGCCCAGAGGCACAGGAUACCGGAGCCUUGCGGAUGUGGCAGGAUGCCUGGGGGUCGCUCGCUGGGGGUGGAGGCUGGGAAUCCCUUUGAGAAAGGUGCUGCAGGCAGGGGAAACAGUGUGGGCAAGCUAGAGGCAAACAGCUCCUCCGUGGUCCUGGGGCAGUUUUCUGCUUGCGCGAGCUGCCCUGGCAGAUGAGGCUCUGCCUGGCCAGAGCUGUCGGGGUGGAAAGGCCCCUCAGUUUAAUGUCUUGGCUGUUGAGGUUUGGUUUUGUCCAACUAAAUCUGUAGCCCUGCAGCACAGAGAGUCUAGGGGUUUGGAUUGCCCCCAGAGGAAAGGAUGCAGGGUUUGGGGUCGUGUGGUCCUUGCAAGGCUUGUACGUGGCUUUGGCUGUUCCACUGCUGAGCCUGUCUUAACCAGGAUGGAGAGAGGUCGGUGUCCUCGAUGGUCUGUUUGUUCUGGAUAUCUCCUGUGCCUGCUGAAUCUGUGCUGCUAGCACAUGAUUCAAGCAGGAGAGGGGGGUGCGUGGGCUCUUCCCUGUAGCCUGGGAAGCACACAGAUGAGCUGCGUCCCAGCCCAGAAAGCAAUCCUCUCCAGAGCCUGUUGGUUUGAGAAUGGCCUCUCAAAGGAUCAAGUCCCACCUCUAAAGAUGCUGGAGCUCUUUGGUGGGGCUGUGGGCUAUCGGAGCGCCUUUGCUAUGGGGUCAGGCUCUGUACAGCAGCUAUGUGGAGGUGUUUGACCCCAUGUGGUUGCUGAACUGCAGUAAUGUGAUUAAAAAAUGGUACUGAAACCCCUUGUUGCCUCUGCCCUGGAGGAGACAUGCUUGUGUUGGGUUACUGCGGUGCAGCUGAUGCUUGGUGCCUCGAGUGUGCCAGAGGCCUGGCUGCUAAGCCGUCCCUGCACAUUACUGCCGGGAGGAGCACCCUUUCAUGGUUUACCCAAGAGACUUGUUUCCCUCCAGCUCUGCUUUAGCAAUACUGUAUCUUUUUUACCUUGAUCGAAAUAGUAACGAGUGUUUUGCAGGGCUGUGAGCUUCCCAGAGCCGCUGGCAGUCCUACGAGGAGCCCGCAGAGCUGGACAGGCCCCCUCGCACCAUCUGGUCCCCUAGCUGAGGGCUCAACGGGUGCAGGCCACAUGGAAAGGGCUGGAGCUUCUCUACUCCCAUCCCUCGAGUGGGGUUUAGCGUGAAGGGACAGUGUCUUCUCUUACCAGCGCUGUAUGCUCAGCAAACUGAGAGCCCUCUUGCCUUGCCCAGGACUUUCCCUAAUUCCCGAGGGGAAGGUGAGCAGCGGGAUCUCUCCCACCGCAGUCUCCUGGGGGGCACCCCAGCUGCGCGUGUGGGAGCUGAGCCCCUCACCUGUCUGAGGCAGCGCUGUUAACGUCUCUGUUUCCUUCCUUCCUUCCUCCUUUCUGCCCCAGCAAUACCAGAGCAGGGGCAGCAACCGCUGCUUUUGUAAAGCACUUUAAGGCCCAGGCUGCGAUGCUGCAGGCAUGCGCUGCGCUCUGCAGGCAGCUCCCGCGCGUGUCUCACCUCCUCUUUGCAAGGGGUUUGGGUACGGCCGUGCCCGACGGGCCGUGGUGCCGCCCGGGCUGUGCCCAUGGCUCUGGGCACAGGGAGGCUCCCGCCGUGCCAGUGGCCAUGCUGUUCAGUGUGUUACUUGUGACUUUUUUCAUAACAACUAGAACUUUUAACGAGACGUACUGUUUUUUGAAGAAGAAGAAGAAAACAAAAAUCAAUGACAUAUUUGUAGCAAACCAUUUUUCUCAAUAAAGGCAGUUUCAUCCA